AUGACCAUUUGGCACGCAAGUACAGACACGCCAACCCCGGCCAGAAAGGUCUCACCGAGGCCAAGCAAUUUGACCUACUUGUCAUCCGGCCUCGUGGUGAGUUUAUGUCGAAGAGACCUCAUCUUGGCCUUGGUCUCGGCUGGAUGCAGCCAUUUGGCCAUAUCCAUUUUCCAGUACCUCGAUUCAGCCUCACUUCUAGCUUGCUCGCUAGUAUGCGUCGAUUGGCAGCGAUUGCUUUUAGCCUCGAUUUACACGACCUCCAAGUUCAGGAGAAAAGUACGACAGGCCAUUUUUGAAGGCAGGCCCAUUCAAUCGGAAUUGACCCUUUCUCUGGAUAUGACCCGAGCUGCUGUGGUGGAUGUGGCAUUGGAUGAUGACUUCAACAUAUUUGCUUUGGCAGUCCUCGGAGGAAGACCCCAUGUGAUGUCAUGCUCGCUUUUUGGUUUGGGCAAGAAACGUUGGAUCCACAGGUUCUCAGAGCAUUUCGAGUUGGCCAGCCUUAGCUGCAUCGCUGCAGGCCAGUCUUUGGUGGCUCUGGGGUCAAAGGACGGCAAGAUUAGGCUUUACGAAUCCAACCACCAAUUGCGAAACCUGAAACUGAUAGCCGUGCUAGCUUACCACAAAGGUGCCGUGCAUAGCAUCAAAUUCUCGGACACCAAUUACAUCGUCUCUUGCUCGGAUGAUAUGACCUUGGGCAUCGUCUCAAUCCCAGCCAAUGGCUCUCUGAUUCUCUCCAAACGCCUCCAUGGGCACGUGUCCAGAGUUCGGUCCAUUGAUGUACAAAAUGGAAAGGUCAUAUCUGGUUCCGACGACAGAUCCGUCAAACUAUGGUCCCUCAAGGAGAGCUCCAAAGCGAAGGGCUCCUUGGCCUCCGAGAAGCCUUUGACCACGAUGACGGGUCACUCUGGACCCGUGACAGGCGUUCAAUUGUCCCUUCCCUUUGCCUUGAGUGUGGCUGGAUCCACGGUUCGGUUAUGGAAUGUGUUGCAAGGCACAUGUUUGAAGCUGUUACAACAUGAUGAAGAUAGCCCGGUGACGACGAUGACUUGGAUAUCCACCUUCAAGGGAAUAGCCACCGUGGACACCCGAGGAAAGCUGCGAUGCUUUGAUCUCUUCGACUUGGAAACUUCAAAACAAGAGAUAAUUUGUGCUAGUGCCAUCACGGACAUGCAUCAACACGAUAAUGCUGUUCAACACUACUCUCCCAAACAAAAUUCCAAGUUCUAUGGCUCCAGAGAUCCGCGCGUGUUAUCACCCUGGCCCGAAAAUGCCAUCUUCAAAUUGGAAUCAAUUCCUCAUCAUUUUGCGGCAUUUUCUUUGAGUAACGUACCACUGCCCACGAUUACAGUGCACUGCCUUGAUUAUAUUCAUUGA
Messenger RNA from Tigriopus californicus, 1374 nucleotides. Its product is annotated as POC1 centriolar protein homolog A-like. Gene Ontology annotation, molecular function: protein binding. The record is from RefSeq and is a predicted model, not a curated record. The coding region runs from base 1 to 1374 and encodes 457 amino acids. The transcript has a single exon. NCBI's taxonomy places the organism in Eukaryota, Metazoa, Arthropoda, Copepoda, Harpacticoida, Harpacticidae.